AUGCCAAUGAAGGUAGACGUGCUGGAGUCGACGCUCGUGGCGCCCAGCGAGAAGACGCCGCGGUUCGGGCUGUGGCUCUCCAACCUCGACCUCGCCGCGCCCAGGUCGCACACGCCGCUGGUCUACUACUACCCGGCGCCGAUGCCGGGCGGCGGCGAGGACUUCUUCUCGCCGCAUCGGCUGAGAACGGCGCUGGCGAGGGCGCUAGUGCUCUUCUACCCGCUGGCUGGGCGGCUCGGCGUGGACGAUGGCGGGCGGCUGCAGGUCAACUGCAAUGGCGAGGGUGCGCUCUUCGUCGUCGCAGGGGCCGACUGCGCCGGCGAGGACCUCUUUGGAAACUACGAACCGUCGCCGGAGCUCAGGCGCAUGCUCGUUCCGUUUGCGCCGGCUGGUGACCCCUGCCUUCUGGCCAUGUUUCAGGUGACGUUCCUCAAGUGCGGCGGAGUGGUGCUGGGCACGGGAAUCCACCACGGGACAAUGGACGGCAUAGGGGCGGCGCAUUUCAUCCAGACAUGGACAGGUCUGGCGCGUGGCCUCAGCGUGUCCGAGGCAUGUCCAUCGCCGCCCUUCCACGACCGCACGCUCCUUGGCCGGCGGUCUCCACCGCACGUCGACUUGGACCAUCCGGUAUAUUCUCCGGCAUACCUCACCGGCCACCCGCGCCACUUCGAGACACGCCUCUACUCGGUCUCUCCAAAGCUCCUCGCGGACCUCAAGUCGCAGUGCGCGCCAGGAGUCUCCACCUAUGGUGCCAUCGCCGGGCACCUCUGGCGUUCCAUGUGCGUCGCUCGCGGGCUUGCGCCGGACUCCGACACUAGGCUUCGAGUGACCGCCAACGUCCGGCACCGGCUGCGCCCGCAGCUCCCGCGCCAGUUCUGCGGCAACGCCAUCCUGCGCGACCUCGUCACCGUCAAGGUCGGCGACGUCCUGGCUCAGCCCUUGGGGUUCCUGGCCGACUCGAUUAGGAAGGGGCUGGAGGACAUUGACGACGCGUACGUGCGGUCGGUGAUCGACUACCUGGAGCUGGAAUCCGGCGAUGGCGGCCUGCAGGCGGCGCCAGGGCAGCUUAUGCCGGAGUCGGACAUGUGGGUGGUGAGCUGGCUGGGGAUGCCCGUCUACGACGCCGACUUCGGCUGGGGCGCGCCGCGGUUCGUCGCACCGGCGCAGAUGUUCGGCAGCGGCACCGCGUACGUGAUGCAGCGCGCCAACAGGGACGAUGGUAUCGCCGUGCUGUUUGCUUUGGAGCCCCAGUACCAGCAGCACUUUGAGGACGCCUUCUAUGGCGAGUGA
This is a messenger RNA of Lolium rigidum, 1290 nucleotides long. RefSeq names its product putrescine hydroxycinnamoyltransferase 1-like. NCBI's taxonomy places the organism in Eukaryota, Viridiplantae, Streptophyta, Magnoliopsida, Poales, Poaceae. Gene Ontology annotation, molecular function: acyltransferase activity, transferring groups other than amino-acyl groups. The record is from RefSeq and is a predicted model, not a curated record. The coding region runs from base 1 to 1290 and encodes 429 amino acids. The transcript has 2 exons.